Molecule: messenger RNA, 1572 nt
Organism: Trichoderma virens Gv29-8
Lineage: Eukaryota; Fungi; Ascomycota; Sordariomycetes; Hypocreales; Hypocreaceae
Exons: 3
Coding region: 1-1572 (523 amino acids)
Source: RefSeq, a predicted model, not a curated record
AUGAAGAGCUGGCUCAGUGUUCGGUCUGCGGCCAUCUUGGGCGCAGGCUUCUUUCUGCCGCCUGCUAGUGCAAGAGAAGUCGAAUGUCCUAAUCCUGCGGAGAUUGUCAUCCAUGAACCUGCAGAACUCAUUUGCUGCGGAUCUACUAUGUCAACUACCUAUACUCGAAUUACUACAGAGUGUUCGGGUAUUCCUGCUUAUGUUACACCUGGAGUCCCAAUCCCUGAGGCAGAAUGUGUGACUACUACUCAGCCUUGGACUGGGACUGUGACUGAGACGAUUACAAUUCAUGCUAGUGGUAGGGCUCCAGGCACGAAAAUUAUAAAAGUCCCUGGAGGAAACCCAGACUGUAUUACAACUACUAUUGGCUGGACUGGCACUGUGACGGAAACAGUUACAAUUCCUGCUUACGGCAAGGGCCCAAGCACAAUAAUCGUCAAGACUCCUUGUGAACAUCCCGACUAUAUUACCAAAACUGUUCCUUGGACCGGAGCUGUCACCGCUACGGCUACAGUUCCCCCUUACCAUGACAAGCCUGGUGAGAUCAUUAUCAAGACUCCCCAUGCCCAUGGCCCUCUCUAUGUUACCAAAACUCUUCCUUGGACGGGAAGCAUGACAGUCACCUACACGGAGCCUCCCAGAGGAACCAAUCCUGGAACAGUCAUCGUCAGGACGCCCCAGAAGUAUGUAACCGAGGUAAUUCCCUGGAGUGGAAGUAUUACGCAUACCCGUACUAUAGCGCCCUCUGGAACUCAUCCUGGUACUAUAAUCAUUGAGACACCUACUAUAUUCAGCCAUGGGACGAAACCGACAUCGUUGUCAAAGUCGGCUACAUCAUCCAAGCCAACCACGUCGUAUGGAACAGCAUUUGGGAGGCCCACCGAUUCUCAUGGGACACAUACGUCGACAACACUGAAGCCCACCACUUCUUCGAAACUGAAUACAUCUGAGAAGCCAACAUCAUCUGGGCAUAUCUCAUCUCACGGGACCACUACCUCGCACAGCAGUGGUUCGUCCCAUGCCACCACAUCGUCCCAUGGAUCUUUAUCAUCUCACGGAACUUCAUCAUCCCAUGGUUCUACCUCUUCUCAUGGUUCAACUUCAACUCAUGGAACUUCGUCUCCUGAGACAGCAUCAUCUCAUGGUACUUCAUCCUCACAUGGAUCUACUAGCUCGCACGGCUCUGUUACCUUAUAUGGCUCUACGUCGUCUCAUGGGUCAACUUCAACCUCAUCUCAUGAGACUGCAUCUUCUCAUAGAUCUGCAAGUUCUCAGGUCUCCACUACUGCCUCACAUGGAACAACUACAUCCCAUUUCAACCUCAGUGCAUGGAACAGACUCAACUCACAGUUCAACCUCAACCCAUGGUUCAACCUCAACCCAUGGUUCAACCUCAACCCAUGGUUCAACCUCAACCCAUGGUUCAACCUCAACCCAUGGUUCAACCUCAACCCAUGGUUCAACCUCAACCCAUGGUUCAACCUCAACCCAUGGUUCAACCUCAACUCAUACAACCGUAUCAUCGCAUGGAACGUCGUCAUCCUCAUUACAUGGAUCUACAACCUCGCAUGA